AAAGAGCGAAAUGAAAAGGAAAGGGAAUGACCUUAAAACGAGAGAGGGGGCAGAGAAAUUUUCCACAAGAUAGUGACAUAAUCACUCUACCCACCUCUCUUCAAACGUUUUUUGCCUUUCCCCCUCCUACCCUAUAAAAUUCGACAACCACACCAUUCUCUUCUUCACUGCUCCACUGCCUCUCUAUAGUUUCACCUUUCUUUGAGGCUUUUUUUAAACCAUCAUGCAACUAUUUUCUUCGCCACCUUUUUCUUAUUAUCAUGCUUUGCAUUAUUAUUCUCAGUUCCAGUCUCACCCCAUCAUGUUGACAAUUCUCCUCUCUUCUUUGCUUCUUCCUCUUCUUCUGCACUUCUUCUGUUUUCAAUGGCGCCAACCGAGAACCAAACGCUUACCACCAGGUUCAAUGGGUUGGCCUUACAUAGGAGAAACUCUCAAGCUCUACACUCAAAACCCAAAUACCUUCUUUGCCAAAAGACAACAACGAUACGGAGAUAUAUUUAAGACGUAUAUAUUGGGAUGUCCAUGCGUGAUGAUUUCGAGCCCCGAAGCAGCGAAAACGGUUUUGGUGACUCGUGCAAAUCUGUUCAGGCCGACAUAUCCACCGAGCAAAGAGAGAAUGAUAGGACCAGAAGCAAUAUUCUUUCACCAAGGGGCCUACCAUUCAAAGCUGAAGAAGUUGGUUCAGGCUAACUUCCUACCAUCUGCUAUAAAAGGUUCAGUUUCAGAGAUUGAGCUUAUCGUUCUGAGACUUUUACCCACUUGGAACAAUAACAACAUCGUCAACACUUUGCAAGAGAUGAAGAAGUAUGCUUUUGAUGUGGCAAUGAUUUCAGUGUUUGGAAAAAAACUGGACCCAGAAAUGGAAGGAAUUAAACAUCUGUAUCAAUGCCUUGAGAAAGGCUAUAAUUCCAUGCCGAUAAAUCUGCCAGGAACUCUUUUCCACAAAGCAAUAAAGGCAAGGAAACUUCUGAAUGAGACUUUGAGGCGGAUGAUAGAGAAGAGAAGGAAGAGCAAGAAUCAAAGUGAUGGUGGUUUAUUGGGAGUGUUUUUGGGAAGCAAAGAUGAGAGUCCGAAUGAGUUCAGUGACUCUCAGAUUGCUGAUAAUAUCAUUGGGGUUAUCUUUGCUGCUCAUGAUACUACUGCUAGUGUCUUAACAUGGAUUUUGAAGUAUCUCCACGACAAUGGCGAUCUCUUAGAAGCCGUCACGAGGGAACAAGAAGAAAUUCAAAGCAAGUUAAAGGGAGAGAAUCGUGGGCUUACUUGGGAGGAUACUAGGAAGAUGUCAUUGACUAGCCGGGUGAUUCAAGAAACACUGAGAGCAGCAAGUAUACUUUCAUUCACAUUCAGAGAAGCAGUACAAGAUGUGGAGUUUGAAGGCUACUUCAUCCCUAAAGGUUGGAAAGUACUUCCUCUCUUCAGAAGCAUUCAUCAUUGUGCUGAUUUCUUCCCUCAGCCCGACAAGUUCGACCCUUCGAGAUUCGAGGUGCCACCAAGACCAAACACCUACCUUCCGUUUGGAAAUGGCGUGCAUUCUUGUCCAGGGAGUGAGAUGGCUAAGCUUGAGACGCUUGUCCUUCUUCAUCAUCUCACCACAACUUACAGGUGGAAAGUGGUGGGAGAUGAAAAUGGGAUACAGUAUGGCCCUUUCCCUGUACCCAAACAAGGCUUGCCAAUAAGGGUAUUCAAAAGGAAGAAGAAGGACAUCAAGGGGACCUAAAAACUCCCCGUUACCGGGUUCUUGACGACUCGCUUAUACAAUGGGGAAAAAAUGCAAGAAAACCCCCGUUGAGGUUUCAAGUUGUUUUAGUAGUGUUUGCUUUUUUAGAAGUUGUCGUUGGGAAUCCUAUGUUAAGAGCUUAGCUUUAGCAGCCCUGCUCUUUUUUGUCCAAGUUUGUUUUUAAUGUAGGGUGAAGGGUCGGUUUCAGUUUUCAACAGCUAUGUAUGUGUAAACCCAAAAAAAAAAAAAAAAAAAAAAAAAAGGAAAAAAAAAAAAAAAAAAAAACCGAAUGGCCAAAAAUACAAAAAACCAACAGUGUUUCUUUAGAAUGUGUGAAUUACAGAGGUUUUUCAUGGGUUCUGAGGAUCAAAUGUGUGUGGUUUUGAAUGGAAACGAUGUAGCUUUCAUUCGCUUA
Messenger RNA from Ziziphus jujuba (common jujube), 2132 nucleotides. Its product is annotated as abscisic acid 8'-hydroxylase 2. The record is from RefSeq and is a predicted model, not a curated record. The coding region runs from base 224 to 1717 and encodes 497 amino acids. The transcript has 8 exons. Gene Ontology annotation, biological process: sterol metabolic process. Lineage: Eukaryota; Viridiplantae; Streptophyta; Magnoliopsida; Rosales; Rhamnaceae. Gene Ontology annotation, molecular function: iron ion binding; oxidoreductase activity, acting on paired donors, with incorporation or reduction of molecular oxygen; heme binding.